Symbiodinium pilosum is the source of this 2076-nucleotide messenger RNA. NCBI's taxonomy places the organism in Eukaryota, Dinophyceae, Suessiales, Symbiodiniaceae. The record is from the annotation of a GenBank genome assembly.
GUCUUCGAUGGCGGGCAGCGGUCCCACUAUGUUGCCCCUGAAUUUGACCUGAGACCAGCAGUGUCGUCUAGCACUGGCUUUUACGAUUUGUUUGACCUACGCAAGUUUUCGACUGACGAGGGCCUCGCGCUACUCUUGGAUAAGACAGCUUUGAAGAAGCGUUUGGUCGAAUUGAAGCUGCCAACUCUGUCGCCGAUCUUCUCGACGAGCACCCCUGACCUUCCUUGGAAGCAAUUAGGAAAUCUCAGGCAGUAUGCCGUCAAAGCUGCCCACAAGCAUCAUGGAGGACUUGGAGUCCUCCUCAUGUCAGAUGGAAGGGACCUCCUCACGGGCCGGCAAAUGGAUGCGGAUGAGGUUGCCUCAUGGGCAGCUGAGGCCUUCAAGCGUGAGGAGCUGCCCUCUGCUCCACGCUGCUGGGAGGAUUGCACUGGCACUGGGGAAUGCGAAGUACGCUGCGUCACCAACGCACCUGCGGCAGACGACAAGGUACAGCAGGGCCUUCUGGUGGAAGAGCUAGCCGUGACUUGGGAUGGUCGAAGUGGGCUGCUUCCAGAUGAGGCUUUUUGUUUCGUGGCUUGGGGGCGGCUUCUGUUCUUCGGGGUCAUGGCCGCCGGCGGGACGUGGCUGAACUACUUUGCCAGUGAUGGCACACCCAUUUUUGCCCGCCCGAUGAAAGCCAAGAAGCGCAUCGAGGCUGCGGGCGCCUUUCGAACGGCUCUGCCUUGGCCGUCGGCGCUGCGCGUUGCCGUGACGUCUUUGGCAGAGGCAGCUGCCCAGGCAUUGGGGGCGGACUUCAUCCGCAUCGAUAUUUUCCCCAAUGGCGGGAAGCCCCUCAUCUCAGAGGUAGAUGCGUGGCUGCUGGAAAUGCUGCGUGAUCAGUGGAUCAGUGGCUAUGCCUCAUCAGCAGCCAUUGAUUGUCGGCAGCAACUUCCCCGCAUGUACUCUGCGGAGAAGCUGGAAGACCCCAGGAAGACAAGAAGAUCACGCUUGGAGCCUCCGGCCAUGCCAGCAAUCAUCGGCAGCCCAUCUUUGGGGGAGGAGAUGUACAGCAUGCCCACGGAGGAGCGCCUUGCGGCUGUGAAGAAAUUUGUCAAAAGCACGGGUCCAGAGGGCUUCCCGCCGAAGUGCCUCACAAAUCAAUCCGCCAUCACCUUGGCUGAGGAGCUGAUGGUGAUGGCGGCCAUGCUGGUGUGUAUGGGCGGCCCGCUUUUCAUGUUCAUAUUUGGAGCAGCUGCCAUGUAUCUGGGGAGUUGGAGAGACAAGGCUGCUUACGUGCUGCUAGCCGCAAUUCUCGCCGGUCAUCCUCUUCCAGGAGCAGGAUCAAAGUUCUCUCAGACUCUCAUGAAGUCCCGGCUUACGGGGUGGAUGAACAAGUACUUCUCAUACCGGAUUCUCUGGUGCGAUGAUGAUGUUGAGAUCGCUCGGCAACGCAUGCCCUGGAUCGGCGUUGGGCCACCACAUGGCGUGCUGCCUUUUGCCAACAUGCUCAGCAUUCCAAUAUUAAACAACUUUCUAGGUUGCCCCUUCGUUGGCGCUGCAGCCAAUGUAGUCUUCAAGACGCCUGGGCUUCGCUACCUCAUGGCGUACGGAUGCGUUACAGCAGACCGAAAGGAUAUGACGAAAGCUCUCAGUCGUGGCCAGUGCGUGGGCAUCUUGCCCGACGGAGUUGCAGGCAUUUUCCGAACCAACACCAAACGAGAGCUCGUUGCCAUGAAAGAUCGAAAAGGGUUGGCAAGGCUGGCUUUGCGGACGGGAACACCCCUGAUUCCAGUGUACUCCUUCGGCAACACUGCAGCCUUCUCGUGCUGGUAUGACCGUUGGGGCAUCCUGGAGGCAAUCUCGCGAAAGGUACAGGCCUCCUUCUUCCUGUACUGGGGGCGUUGCUUCUUGCCCAUCCCCUAUCGAGUCCAGAUCACCAUGGCCAUUGGCAAGCUUAUCGAAGUCCCAAAGGUGGACAACCCGACACAUGAGCAGAUUGACGAACUCCACCAGCGCAUCAUGGAGGGAAUCCAGACCACAUUUGACCGGCAUAAGCAUUGCAUAGGGUGGGGAGACAAGGAGCUAGAGUUUGUGUGA